GCUAUCGAACACAUUCAAUGCAAACCACGUGGUAUUUAUGCAAAUUAACCGUAGUGGAUAAAUACGACCGUGGUACUGGAUUUCGUCCUCUCACAAGUUAGACCUCAGUGGCGAAACAUCGUGCCGACUCCCAAAACAAAAUGACAACCAAACCACCAUACAAAGUUGCCGACAUCAGUCUGGCCGAUUGGGGCAGAAAGUGUAUCGAGAUUGCAGAGAACGAGAUGCCAGGACUGAUGGACAUGCGUCGCCGAUACGGUCCAUCGAAGCCACUGCAGGGAGCACGCAUUACUGGCUGUCUGCACAUGACCACCCAGACAGCUGUGCUCAUCGAAACACUGACAUGUCUUGGAGCUCAGGUCCAGUGGUCGAGCUGUAACAUAUUUUCCACACAAGACUUCGCAGCUGCGGCCAUUGCCAAGACUGGGGUGCCUGUGUAUGCAUGGAAGGGAGAGACGGAUGAGGAAUACAUCUGGUGCAUUGAACAGACCCUGGUGUUCCCAGACGGCCAGCCACUGAACAUGAUCCUGGAUGAUGGAGGGGAUCUCACCAAUCUGGUCCAUGAAAAGUACCAGCAAUACUUGCCUGGAAUCAAAGGCCUUUCUGAGGAGACCACGACUGGAGUCCACAAUCUCUACAGAAUGAUGAAAGAAGGCAGACUGAAGGUGCCAGCAAUCAAUGUUAACGACUCUGUUACCAAGAGUAAGUUUGACAACCUCUACGGAGUGAGGGAGUCCUUGGUGGAUGGGAUCAAGAGAGCCACCGACGUCAUGCUGGCUGGUAAAGUGGCUGUUGUCGCGGGAUACGGGGAUGUGGGCAAGGGUUCUGCUCAUGCACUGAGAGCGUUCGGCGCCCGUGUCAUCAUCACAGAGAUAGAUCCCAUCAACGCACUGCAGGCAGCCAUGGAGGGUUUUGAGGUCACAACAAUAGAUGAAGUCAUCAGCAAGGCACGUAUCUUUGUGACUGCCAGUGGCUGCAAAGACAUCAUCUUGGGUCCCCAGUUUGAACAGAUGCCGGAGGACGCCAUAGUGUGCAACAUCGGUCACUUUGAUUGCGAGCUCGACAUCAAGUAUCUCGAUGAGAACUGUGUAAAGAAGGAGCAGGUUAAACCACAGGUGGAUCGCUACACAUUGAAGAGUGGCCGCCACAUUAUUGUACUUGCAGAGGGCCGUCUUGUGAACCUGGGAUGUGCACACGGCCACCCCAGUUUUGUGAUGAGCAACUCCUUCACCAACCAGGUCUUGGCCCAGAUGGAACUGUGGCAGAAGGCAGACCAGUACAAACUGGGCGUACACGUCCUUCCAAAGAAGCUGGACGAGGAAGUGGCUGCCGCCCAUCUGGACCACCUUGGGGUCAAGCUGACCAAACUGACCGAUGGUCAGGCCAGUUAUCUGGGCAUUCCCAAGGACGGGCCGUACAAGCCGGACAUAUACAGAUACUGAACACGUGCUAUUAAGUGACUGACAUACUGAAUGAUUUACAAUGUUAUGCAGGAAAAAUGAUUUUGUUAACUUGUUGUAUCUUGUGAAAAACAACUGUGGAAUAACAUGUUCAGUGGAAAAUAUGCUGUUAACUUGUAAGACCUAUUAAUAACAACUCUUGAACAUCAUCCACAUCCAGGAUCUUGCUUACCUUAUAAUUGUUAAACGUUAUUUGGGGAAACUCUUGUUAAACCUAGUGAAUUACGACCUUCAAAAUAAACAUUUUAAAUAUUGUGAUGGGGAAGAUUGUGGUGACAUAUAUUACUAGUGAAUAGCCUUUAUAUGAUGUUAUAAUGUUUUGUGGGAAAAAGAUGUGUGGACCAUAAUAAUUAUAUGUUACAUAUGAGUUUUUCAACCAUUUAUAGUUAAUAUGUGGGAGACAGUGGUAUACUUUGCAAUCUAAUAUUUGAAAGAUCAUUUUUGUUUUUCUUGCAUUAAUAAAGUGACUCGCACAUCAACUUACUAUAUGCGCCCCUUCGUGCAAUGAAUAAGAAAAGUUAUACAUAUUGGCAUAUAUUCAAAUAUGUGGGAUAUCAUCUUCAUGACUUGUCAUGUAUUGUUACGUGUUUGAGUGCAUCCUUGUAUUUUAAGCAUUCAGACUUUUAUCUUCAUGUACACUAUUUGGCACAUGUAUGAUAUUGAAUGUUUAAAAAUAAAUUCAUGAAAUCCUUA
Molecule: messenger RNA, 2153 nt
Organism: Dreissena polymorpha
Lineage: Eukaryota; Metazoa; Mollusca; Bivalvia; Myida; Dreissenidae
Product: adenosylhomocysteinase-like
Exons: 10
Coding region: 141-1442 (433 amino acids)
Biological process (GO): L-methionine cycle
Cellular component (GO): cytosol
Molecular function (GO): adenosylhomocysteinase activity
Source: RefSeq, a predicted model, not a curated record